AACACUCCGGAAACAAAAAAAAUCUUCCUCGAAAACUUGUCAUAAAAAUUCUCUCAUAGUGAUUCAGCACCUACCUCAACUCCAGUCAUUUUAUAUCCUACUCCCAAACCCAUUACUCAAGCUGCGCUUAUAGUAAUCAUCAUCACCUGAAUUAAGCGACAUGUGUGGCGGUGCUAUCAUCGCUGACUUCAUCCCUCGCCGUGGAGGUCGCCGCCUCACGGCCUCCGAGCUCUGGCCUAACUCAUUCGGUGGUAAGCAGAAUGACUCGGACUUCGAUUAUUCUCAGAUGGGUCAUCAACAAUCACCCACCCCCAAAAGAUCCCAACCUUCUACUGUUAGCGAGCAAGUUGAGAAGCCGGUGAAAAGGCAGAGGAAAAACCUCUACAGAGGGAUUCGACAGCGUCCGUGGGGCAAAUGGGCGGCGGAGAUUCGCGAUCCCAGGAAAGGGGUUCGUGUUUGGUUGGGUACCUUCAAUACUGCGGAAGAAGCUGCAAGGGCCUAUGAUCGAGAGGCUCGAAAAAUCCGCGGCAAGAAAGCCAAGGUGAAUUUUCCAAACGAAGACGACGAGUAUUCAAUUCAGGUUCGUCAUAGUAAUCAUAAUCCACCCCCUCCACUACGAUUGCAAAACCCUCCCCUGUUUCAACAACAAUACUGUUGCGAUCUGAAUAAUGCCUCUAAAAAUCUAAACUUGGAGUUUGGUUAUGAUCUGAACCAAGCUGGGGCAAUUCCUCCCCCUCCCCUUUUGGGUGGUAUCAGCACUGAUCCAGUUAUUGUUUCUGGUGAUGAAAUUUCUGGGUCAGGGUCAGAGGGUGCUUACUCGACAACUGAGUUCAUGGGCUCCAAUCAGAAUGCGAGCGGUUAUUUUAGUGGUGGGGUGAAGAUGAAUGAGAAAGAAGAACAGGUGAUUGAAGCCCAAGCGGAAAAGAAUGAAGUGCAGGAGCUAUCUGAUGAGCUAAUGGCAUACGAGAACUAUAUGAAGUUUUAUCAGAUUCCGUACUAUGAUGGGCAAUCGAUGGCGUCGAAUAAUGUUCAGGAAAGCGUGGUUGGUGAACUCUGGAGCUUCGAUGAAUGAGUUCGUGUCUUCUUCAACAGUCCUGUGAAAGCUUCUCCCAAUUCUCAUGGCUAGAUCUCUGCAUUUUUUGCAUUUUAUUUUUACCUGGGAUGUUAAUGGAAAUGUAAAUUGGGUAGUUGUUUGGGUGGGUAGAAUUGGUGCCAUGAGUUUCGACUCCCUUUUAUUUGUUUGUUUGUUUUUAGAAUUUAGGGUCAUGGUCUACUUUUAUUGAAUUGUAAUUUUUCUUUUGAUGGUAUUUUGAACUGUAACUUUAGUUGAUGAAAUUA
This is a messenger RNA of Gastrolobium bilobum, 1338 nucleotides long. Its product is annotated as ethylene-responsive transcription factor ERF071-like. The transcript has 2 exons. The coding region runs from base 161 to 1072 and encodes 303 amino acids. NCBI's taxonomy places the organism in Eukaryota, Viridiplantae, Streptophyta, Magnoliopsida, Fabales, Fabaceae. Gene Ontology annotation, biological process: ethylene-activated signaling pathway; regulation of DNA-templated transcription. The record is from RefSeq and is a predicted model, not a curated record. Gene Ontology annotation, molecular function: DNA-binding transcription factor activity; DNA binding.